UUUAAAAAAACGAGCGUGCGAGCGGAGAUGCUGCUCCACACGGCGCAGGCGGCCGGCAGCACAGCGCGCUCUGGCCCCUCGGUGGCUGCAGCGACGGCCGUUCGGGAGGCCCGCGUGGCGACAGCGGGCACGGCCGGGCGCCGCCGCAUUUCCCCUCGGCGCCCCCGCUGGGGGUCUGGAGAGCGGCUGCCGGAGCAGCAGGCGCCGGCUGAGCUGCAGAAGCCCGCCGAGCCGCGUCCCGCUCGCCACGGUCCACGGCAGCCCCGACGCUGCCCUCUGACCGCGUCCGGCUCGCAGUCCCUCGCCCGGACACCAUGGACACCUCCUCGGUCGGCGCGCUCCUGUCCCUGCCGCUUCUGCUCCAGCUGGCGGCCGGGGUCGGCUCCCCGAGGCCAGGCGCGCUGCUGCGGGGAUGCCCCGAGCACUGUCAGUGCGAGCCAGACGGCAGGAUGCUGCUCAGAGUGGACUGCUCCGACCUGGGGCUCUCCGAGCUGCCCGCCAACCUCAGCGUCUUCACCUCCUACCUAGACCUCAGUAUGAACAACAUCAGUCAGCUGCCCCCAGAGCCCCUCCACAGCCUUCGCUUCCUAGAGGAGCUACGUCUUGCCGGAAACGCUUUGACAUACAUUCCCAAGGGAGCAUUUGCUGGCCUUUACAGUCUUAAAGUUCUCAUGCUACAGAAUAAUCAUCUCAGACAGGUACCCGCAGAAGCUCUACAGAAUUUGCGAAGUCUUCAAUCCUUGCGUCUGGAUGCCAACCACAUCAGCUAUGUUCCCCCAAGUUGUUUCAGUGGCCUGCAUUCCCUGAGACACCUGUGGCUGGAUGACAACGCUUUGACCGAAAUCCCUGUCCAAGCUUUCAGAAGUUUAUCAGCAUUGCAGGCCAUGACCUUGGCCCUGAACAAAAUACACCACAUACCAGACUAUGCCUUUGGAAACCUCUCCAGCUUGGUAGUUCUGCAUCUCCAUAAUAAUAGAAUCCACUCCCUGGGAAAGAAAUGCUUUGAUGGGCUCCACAGUCUAGAGACUUUGGACUUAAAUUACAAUAACCUUGAUGAAUUCCCCACCGCAAUCAGGACACUGUCCAACCUUAAAGAACUAGAAUUUCAUAGCAACAAUAUCAAGUCCAUACCUGAGAAAGCAUUUGUCGGCAACCCAUCUCUUAUUACAAUACAUUUCUAUGAUAACCCCAUUCAGCUUGUUGGAAGAGCUGCUUUUCAACACUUACCUGAGCUAAGAACACUGACUUUGAAUGGAGCCUCACAAAUCACUGAAUUUCCUGAUUUAUCUGGAACUGCAAGCCUAGAGAGUCUGACUUUAACUGGAGCACAGAUCUCAUCGCUUCCUCAAACCGUCUGCAAUCAGUUACCUAAUCUCCAAGUGCUAGAUCUGUCUUACAACCUGCUAGAAGAUUUACCCAGUUUUUCCAUCUGCCAAAAGCUCCAGAAAAUUGACCUCCGGCAUAAUGACAUUUCGGAAAUUAAAGCUGAGACUUUCCAGCAGUUGUUUGGCCUCAGAUCACUGAAUUUAGCUUGGAAUAAAAUUGCUAAUAUUCACCCUGAUGCAUUUUCUACUUUGCCAUCUCUGAGAAAGCUGGACCUCUCGUCCAACCGGCUGUCGUCCUUUCCUGUAACUGGGUUACAUGGUUUAACUCACUUAAAAUUAACAGGAAAUCAUGCCUUACAGAGCUUGAUAUCAUCUGAAAACUUUCCAGAACUCAAGGUUAUCGAAAUGCCUUAUGCUUACCAGUGCUGUGCGUUUGGAGUAUGUGAGAAUAUCUAUAAAAUUUCCAAUCAGUGGAGUAAAGGUGACAAUAGCAGUGUGGAUGACCUUCAUAAGAAAGAUGCUGGAAUGUUUCAAGUUCAAGAUGAGCGUGACCUGGAGGACUUUCUGCUUGACUUUGAGGAAGACUUGAAAGCACUUCACUCGGUGCAGUGCUCACCCUCCCCAGGCCCCUUCAAACUCUGCGAAUACCUGUUCGGCAGCUGGCUGAUCCGAAUCGGCGUGUGGACCAUCGCCGUCGUGGCCCUGACGUGCAACGCGCUGGUGACCUGCACGGUGUUCCGGGCCCCGCUGUACCUCUCGUCCAUCAAGCUGCUGGUCGGGCUGAUCGCGGCCGUGAACCUGCUCAUGGGGGUCUCCAGUGCAGUGCUGGCAGGCGUGGACGCCUUCACCUUCGGCAGCUUCGCCCGGCACGGCGCCCACUGGGAGCAGGGCGUGGGGUGCCAGCUGGUCGGCUUUCUGUCCAUGUUCGCGUCCGAGUCGUCCGUGUUCCUGCUCACCCUGGCGGCCCUGGAGCGGGGGCUGUCGGUGAAAAGCGCCGCCAAGCUGGACCCGAAGGCGCCGCUGGCCGGCCUGAAGGCGGUGGUCGCGCUGUGCGCCGCGCUGGCGCUGCUCAUCGCCGCCGUGCCCCUGCUCGGGGGCAGCGAGUACAGCGCCUCGCCCCUCUGCCUGCCGCUGCCCUUCGGGGAGCCCCGCGCCACCGGCUACAUGGUCGCCCUGGUCCUGCUCAACUCCCUCUGCUUCCUGGUGAUGACCGUCGCCUACACCAGGCUCUACUGCAACUUGGACAAGGGCGACCUGGAGAACGCCUGGGACUGCUCCAUGGUGAAGCACAUCGCGCUGCUGCUCUUCACCAACUGCAUCCUCUACUGCCCCGUGGCUUUCCUGUCCUUCUCCUCCCUGCUGAACCUCACGUUCAUCAGCCCAGACGUCAUUAAGUUCAUCCUGCUGGUCAUCGUCCCGCUGCCUGCGUGCCUCAAUCCUCUUCUCUACAUCCUCUUCAACCCCCAUUUUAAGGAGGAUCUGGGGAGCUGGGGCAAACAAACCCCCUUCUGGACAAGAUCCAAACACUUGAGCCUGAUGUCUCUCAAUUCUGAUGACGUGGAGAAGCAGUCCUGUGACUCGACCCAAGCUCUGGUCACCUUCGCCAGCGCGGGCAUCGCCUACGACCUGCCUUCCAGUGCCGCCGCCCCCCCAGCUUACCCAAUGACUGAGAGCUGUCAUCUGUCCUCGGUGGCCUUUGUCCCGUGUCUCUAAGAAAUACGGAAAAGUUUUCAGAACUGUGAGAGUGAGGACAGCGAAAAGGGAUUGAUUGAAACCUGAUGUUUUUGUUCGUUUGCAUAAAAAAAUAUCUCAGUAGGGAAAAAAAGCUAAAUUCCUAUGAUUACUGAAAAGUAAAGAGAAAAUCUAGGGAUGGAGAGAUAGUACAGUGAGUAAGUCAACCCAGGUCCCAUCCCCAGCACCAUUUUUGGUCCCCUGAGUAAUAUUAGGAGUGAUCCCUGAGCACAGAGCCAGGAGUAAGCCCUGAGCACUGCCGGGGUGGCCCCAAAAUAAAAACAAAGACACAGAUUCUCCAAAUUUUCAUUGAUUCUCUGCAAACUCAGCAGUCUGGUGAUUCAGGUUGUGUGUUGAGGGCAAGAGGGCUUAGGAUAGGCAGGUAACCCAAAGGAAGGAGGUUGAAACUCAAAACCCCUGAAAUGAUAAGGGAAAAUACUAGGAAAAUUGAAUCUAAGUGGUCUAGAUUUCUAAAGAAAGGUUGUGAUCAGUAAGAAUUCAUUUGAAAGAUCACACGGACCUGUUUUCGUCCUCUUUUGUGUCUGCUCAGGAAGAGUCCUUCCAGGUCCACCCCUGGCUGGACAACGUGAGACAUUAUUAACUCACUCGUAUUUACGUUAUUUUCAGAAAUACCAGAGAUAUCAGUUCUAGAUGGUUCACCCACAGUGGAAUUAAACUAACAAUUAUUUUUAAAGGAACAUGAACUAAAAGUCUUAAAUUGCUACUAAAGCAAUCAUGUACAGGUGAGGUUUGCCUAGCUUAAUUCAUUUUAUGCUUGGUGCCCAGAGCUCAGAAGAAAAGUUCGUGCUGGCAAUGGUAAUACCGUGAAAAAAUGGUAAGCAACCUGGGAUUUUUUUUUUCUGGGUGAGUGCACUUUCUUUUGCAGGAGGUUGAUUUAGAGAGAUGUGCAUCUUAAAAUCAUGAUCAAAUGCAGAUGCAACAUAAAUUGAACCCACUGACGCCAAUUCUCAUAACUCCUCUAGUAACUCUAGCAAGCAUGCCUGAAACUAUUUUGGACUCAACAGAGACUUAGUGACAUAUUAUCCAGUUUAUUAAGCUUGGUUUUAGCUGCGUUAUUUUAGAUCAGCCUACCUGAUGUCAAGAACAUGACUUCUCUGCCUAUUCCAUAUUUAAUGCAUGCAUUAGGUAUAUUAAAAGGCAAAAUUAUUAAAUGCUAAUGUGUGAAUUCAAAAUGAAAUCAAACUUAUUGUCCAACAUUUGCUUCAAUACAACCAAACCAAAAGAUGAUUAGGUAGAUUUAUUUUUAUAUAAGCAUGUUUAUUUUGAUCAGAUGUUUUACGUUGAAAUUGAAAAAUACGUUUAUGAGAUGUUUUAUAAUAUGUGUAAAUAUAGAACUGUAUUUAUUACUACAGUGAGGGUCAAUAACACUAAGGCCUGUAAUAAACCAUGUACAGAGGCAUUUUCUUCCCUAUAUAUUGUUUCUCUGCCACUUUUCUUUAAAGUCAUUAAGUUGUAUAAUAUAUGUAAAUGUAUAGUACUUGUAAAUAAAUUCCAAACUUCUUUUCUAUUGGGUGCAAAGUAAAAGAAAUUUGUAAUAAAAUGUGUC
Sorex fumeus (smoky shrew) is the source of this 4623-nucleotide messenger RNA. It is a transcript of the gene LGR5, whose product is annotated as leucine rich repeat containing G protein-coupled receptor 5. The record is from RefSeq and is a predicted model, not a curated record. The transcript is spliced from 18 exons. Gene Ontology annotation, biological process: G protein-coupled receptor signaling pathway. The coding region runs from base 315 to 3038 and encodes 907 amino acids. Gene Ontology annotation, molecular function: protein binding; G protein-coupled receptor activity; protein-hormone receptor activity. NCBI's taxonomy places the organism in Eukaryota, Metazoa, Chordata, Mammalia, Eulipotyphla, Soricidae. Gene Ontology annotation, cellular component: membrane.